Penicillium pulvis is the source of this 684-nucleotide messenger RNA. Its product is annotated as ESCRT-III subunit protein VPS24. The transcript has 2 exons. Bases 1 to 684 code for a protein of 227 amino acids. Gene Ontology annotation, biological process: protein transport; endosome transport via multivesicular body sorting pathway; late endosome to vacuole transport. Lineage: Eukaryota; Fungi; Ascomycota; Eurotiomycetes; Eurotiales; Aspergillaceae. The record is from RefSeq and is a predicted model, not a curated record. Gene Ontology annotation, cellular component: ESCRT III complex; multivesicular body.
AUGGAGACCUUAAAAGCGGUCUUCUUUGGGCCUGACCCCCAAGCUCAGAUGAGAAAAUGCAAUGCCCUCAUCCGCGCAAAUACUCGGCAACUCGAUCGGGACCUUUCUCAGCUCAAAGCCCUUGAUAACAAGACCCGGAUGUAUAUCAUUAAUUCCUCCAAGCGAGCUCAACGAAACCCAUCGCAAGCCAAACAGGCUAAUAGCGAAACCAAGACCUUUGCCCGGGAGCUGGUGCGAAUUCGGAAACAAACCUCACGCUUAAACACAAGUCGAGCACAGCUACAAAGCGUUGGGAUGCAGGUUAACGAGGCCUUUUCUGUUCGCAAGAUUCAAGGCAGUCUACAGAAGUCAACAGCGAUCAUGAAAGAUGUGAAUACAUUGGUACGAAUGCCGGAGCUGCAAUCUACGAUGCAUCAGCUCUCUACGGAGUUGGUCAAGGCUGGAAUAAUCGAAGAAAUGGUGGACGAUGCCAUGCCUAUUGAUGAUAUGCUGGAAUCGGAGGACCUUGAGGCCGACGAAGAGGUAGACAAGAUUUUGCAGGAGAUUCUGCAGAGCAAACUUUCUCAAGCCCCGGCCAAACCCGAGUCCCCAGUCGAGGAGGCCCCUGUUGCCGAGCCCGAAUUCGAGGACCAGGAGGCGACACUCGAACAAAUGCGCGAUCGCCUGGAAGCAUUGAAGAGUUGA